AUGGGGACCGGCGGACUGGGGACUCUGCUGCUCGUGGAGCUGAGUCUGCUCGCGCUCCGGAGCGCGCCGCUGUCCGUGCGGAGUCAACCUACCCCGAGCCACCACAACGUGAUUGACCUUCUGGCUGCGCUAAACAUGUCCCACCCAAUAAAAGGUGUGUCCAGAUUGCAGGGCGAGACAUCUGGGACUUCCGUAUAUAAACUCCGUUCCAAGGCACCUCACCUGACCCUGCCUCGAGAAUACUCCCACUUCCUCUUCUCCACCCUGCAAGGUAGCAUGGGAGUACACCUGGUUGGGCGUCAGGCACCGGACUCGAGAGCGACCCUGCUGUCUCUCUCCUCUAAGUCCUCCACGAUUUUCCAGAUCUUCUCCUCCACUGUCAGUAACACGCUGCGUUUGGACUACCAGGCUGGGCCAGGCGCUCGGGGUCUCGGUAGCGUAUACUUGCCGGGGGGAAACCCCUUCUCUGGUGCAAACUGGGUUCAGCUGGCACUUGGUCUGGAGCCCAGUAGACUGGCUGUGUUUAUAGACUGCCGUGAGGCUGUGGUCCUGGAAAGAAAACGAGAAGAAAGGAUUAGUCUGGCGCUGCCUCAAGACCUGGUUGUCACGCUGGCCAGCAUACCGGGAGACACCGACAGCAAGUUUGUGGGGUUUGUGAAGACGGCAGAGAUCUCCAUGAAAGCAUAUGUGAGUCGUCCGUGGAGCUGUGCCAACAUUACAGAUACUCUGCCUCCGUCACGUUUUGUACACAACCCAAGCCCAGAUUUCUUGGAUGACAGCCAUGAAGUGUUCCAGCAGGAUGCUUCCAGCGGUAAAUCCCAACCCCCCCACCAGCCAAGGGACCAAACCAGCCCUUAUCCGCAGGGGGUCCAGAGAGGCGUGGUCCUGGGGCCUCCGGGGUCUCCUCAGGGGGUAAAGUCGGAUUCACAGACCCCAGAUGACAAGAGGAUGAGGGCGAUGGAGGAGAAGCUGGAGGCACUGGCUCGUAUGCUAGACAUGGUCAAAGCCCAGAAUGCAGACCUACAGUCACGUGUGCAGCACUUGGAGGGCUGUGAGUGUGUAAGGCGACACUGUGUUUGGGAGGGGCGUGAAGUCGAGGACGGCCAGCACUGGCAGACUCACCUGAAUACCAUUUGCACCUGCACAUCAGGGAAGGUCACAUGCGAGGCUCCUCGCUCUGAAGCAGGUUGUGGGUUGGAUGACCUACCCCGUAAUGUGUCCUACAACACUAUAGAUGGUUGUCAGACCUGUACAUGCAGGGGUGGUAGUAGGGAAUGCUACCCUAAUCCCUGCCCACGACUAGACUGCAAUGAACUGGAGACUUUACCCAGAGAGUGCUGCCAAAGAUGCAGAGGCUGCAUCCAUUUUGGCAUCAAGUAUGACCACAGAGCCGAGUGGAGACCAGUGGAGAGCCCCUGUGAUGUGUGCCGCUGUGAGGAGGGCCGUGUCAGUUGUGAGAGGGAACGAUGUCAGACCCCUUGUAAAAACCCCUCAUCUCCCCCACCUCACACCUGCUGCCCCAUUUGCCACGGUUGCGGUGUGAACGGUCAAGACUUUCUUAAUGGAGCUGUGAUCCCCGCCAGAGACCGUUGUCAGGAAUGUGUAUGCCAGAAUGGAAAUGUCGUGUGUUCACCCCUUCUGUGUCCUGCCGUGUCUUGUCGAAACCCUGUGCAUCGUCCUGGAGACUGCUGUCCAAGAUGUGAGCAGUGUGAGUACGAGGCUAAGCUAUAUCUAGAUGGACAGGACUUCCUCUCCAGGGCAGACCCCUGCCUCCGCUGCCAUUGCUCUGCAGGUGAGGUGUCCUGUAGGCGAACCGAUGCAUCGUGUCCCACGCUGCACUGCAGCCACCCGGCCAAGCCCAGAGGACAAUGCUGUCCCACCUGCGAUGAGUGUGAGUAUGACAGACGGGUCUAUGCCAACGGUAAAGUAUUCAGCCCUGCUGGGAGUGGACCUUGCCUGCAAUGCAGGUGUAAGGGGGGCAGUGUGAUAUGCCACGAGGAGAAGUGCUCUCCUGUCCAGUGCUCCAACCCUAUCAACGACCCACAUUUCUGUUGCCCUAUCUGUAAAGUGUGUGUGUUGGAUGGGGUAGAGUAUAUAGAGGGUUCCCAGUGGCAUCCUGAGGGGCCCUGCUCCAGCUGCUCUUGUGUGAAUGGGGAGACUGUGUGUACACACACACAUUGCCCCCCUACUGAUUGCCUGCACCCCACCAAGAAAACUGGCUCCUGUUGUGCAGUGUGUGAAAGCUGCACCUAUAACCAUCGUAUCUAUAGCAAUGGACAGAGGUUCACAACCCCUGAUAAGCCAUGCCAUGUCUGCACCUGUCUGGAUGGCAACGUAGAGUGUACGAGAAGACCCUGCCGACCUCUCAACUGUACAAACUCGUACACACCACCUGGAGAGUGCUGCGCUAAAUGUCCUGACUGUACUUUUGAAAAUCGUGUAUUUGUUGAUGGCGAGGCUUUCCCUAAUCCUGUGAGCUCAUGUGAGGAAUGCGUGUGUGUGGGAGGAAGAGUCGACUGCCGUCCUUCUCAGUGCCCACGUCCUAACUGUAAUGCCCCGCUGCCCGGGACAUGCUGCCAGACUAACUGCAACGGUUGCAGCUAUGCUGGGAAGGAUUACCCCAACGGAGAAGAGUUUCCCCAUCCUACUGAUGCAUGCAGGACCUGCAACUGCAUAAAUGGCAAUGUCCAUUGUCUGAAGAAGAGGUGCCCUCCUCUGCAGUGCUCCAACCCGAGCCGACUUCCUGGAGAGUGCUGCCCGCAAUGUCCUGCGCCACCUUUGGACUGUGUGUACCAACAGCAGCCCUACAGACACACAGAGCGUUUCUACGACUCAGCCGACACCUGUCGAUUGUGUCUCUGCACCAACGGGACGGUGCACUGUCAACGCAAGCCCUGCGCCCUCGCCCAGUGCACCCACCCAAUCACCCAGGAGUGCUGUCGGACCUGCGAAGGAUGUCUGUACGAGGGAAGAGAGCGAGCCAGUGGGGAGAUGUGGGACGACGUGUCGGACCCAUGCGGCAUGUGUGUGUGUCGAGAAGGCUCCGUCAGAUGUGAAAGGAAGCAUUGUCCGCCGUCCAACUGUCGCUACCCAGUUCAGCGACAGUGCUGCAUGGCCUGUGAUGGCUGCAUGUACGAUGGUCAAGAAUAUCCUGACGGUUAUGAGUUUGUCAGUGGACAGGACCCCUGUGGUAUAUGCACUUGCUAUGGCGGGGAUGUUGUUUGCACCAAGCUACCUUGUUAUGAGGACUGCAGCCACCCUUACACACCCCCAGGGCAAUGCUGUGGAGAAUGCAACCGCUGUUCCUACAACAAUCUGGUCCUCAUCAAUGGUCAGUCCAUCCCGGACCCGAGUAACCACUGCUCUGAGUGUACUUGCCAGAGUGGUUCAGUGAGGUGCGUGAGAAAGCACUGUCAGCCAGCCCCCUGUCCUCACCCUGUCACCAACCCAUGCGGCUGUCCCAUCUGUGAUGGUUGUCUCUUCCAAGGUGUGACAUACGUCAACGGACAGGUCCUGGCAGGAGGAAGAGAAGGAUGUCAGGACUGCACGUGCACAAGAGGUGAGGUGGUGUGUGUGAAACGAACAUGCCCUGCGGUGCCGUGCCCUCACCCUGCGUUGGAUGGCUGUGUAUGUGGAGUGUGCGAUGGCUGCCACUUCAAUGGCCGAGACUGUUUCAGUGGAGAGCGCUUCACCCACCCUACAGACCACUGUCAGCUCUGCUCCUGUCUGAAUGGCGGUGUAGCGUGUGUGCCUGUGUCCUGCCCGAGCGUUUUGUGCGCACGCCCUGUGACUCCACCAGGGGAGUGCUGCCCCAUCUGCACAGGGGUGUGUCUGCAUCAGCGGGAGGAGUAUCAGUCCGGCACCUCCUUCACCCCACCCACUGACCCUUGCUCCACGUGCACCUGCUUGAACGAGGUAGUGACCUGCCAGAAGAGGCCAUGUCCAGUCCAGUGUACCCAUCCUGUCCCCUCGGAUGCCUGCUGUCCCAUUUGUGACUCGUGUUUGUAUGAAGGUGUGGCCCACACUGACAGGCACACCUUCACCCCGUCCUCCAACCCUUGCCAGCGCUGCACCUGCGUCGGGGGGACUGUCACUUGCGUGCCUAUCCUCUGCCCUCCCACCCCCUGUGCCCGACCGAUAACGAAGCCGGGACAAUGCUGCCCUCAGUGCACAGUGUGUAUGCUGGAGGGUCAGGAGUACAGCGACGGGCAGAAAUGGACCCUCAGUUCCAACCAUUGCUCUACAUGCACCUGCCGGGCAGGUGAGGUGCAAUGUGUCUCCCCUGAGUGUCCCAGGCUCACCUGUAUGCACCGAGUAACCGAUCCAGGAGCCUGUUGUCCUCGUUGUAGAGGUUGUGUGUAUGGUGGCGAGGAGCAUGCUGAAGGCAGCAGCUGGUUUGCAGACUCCACUCCCUGUAUGACCUGUAUGUGCGUGGAUGGAGUGACAACGUGCUCCGAAGUGCGCUGUGUCUCGCCCUGUAUCAACACCAUCAGCGUGCCGGGGGAGUGCUGUCCUGUGUGUGCAGAUUGUGUGUUUGAGGGUAGAGUGUAUGGCCCAGGUGACAGCUUCCAGCCCAGCGAUGACCCCUGCCAGAUCUGUACUUGUGAGGUGAUGCCGGAUGGAGAGCAGCACCUGAGGUGUUACCGUAAACAGUGCCCGAGUCUAGUGGACUGUCCCAAGAACAAUAUCCUGUUCUCCAGCCCAGACUCCUGCUGUCCUGUCUGUGCACAGCCGCUCAGUAACUGCACCGCUACGCUGAUUGGUAAUGAGGUCUUAGCUACUGAUGACCCCUGCUUCACCUGCCAGUGCAAGGACUUGACAUGGACCUGUGUGCACCAAAGCUGCCCACCACUCACUUGCCCCCAUAGCGAACAGUUCAUGCCCCCAGACUCCUGCUGUCCUGUGUGUGAAGAGUGUGUGAUCGAGGGUCAGAAGAGGCGCGUGCCUAAUGGUGGACGCUGGACAGACAGCGAUGACGACUGCGUCACUUGCGCCUGUAAUCUGGGCUAUAUCGAGUGCAGCAUCGAGGAGUGUGUACCUUUGCUGUGUCACAGUGGCCAGAUACAAGUGAAAGUUCCCGGGAAGUGUUGCUACGAAUGCCAAGACUCGGGGGUGUCGUGCACACACCUGGGCACAGUCUAUCAGUCUAAUGAACAGUGGGAUGUAGACGAGUGUACCAGCUGCACUUGUGUGUCUGGAGAUGUACACUGUCACAGUGAACGCUGCCCCCCCCUCGCCUGUGCAACGGACGAGAUGCCAGCUGUGGUGCCAGGCGUAUGUUGUCCCCAUUGUCUGCCUCGUCCGGCCACCUGCAUUGCCUUCGGAGACCCGCAUUACCGCACCUUCGAUGGCCGCAUGUUGCACUUCCAGGGAGCGUGCACGUAUGUCCUGGCUCAGGACUGUGAAAAUGGAGACUUUAGCAUCCAUGCCACUAAUGAUGACCGUGGGCGCAAAGGAGUGUCAUGGACUAAAGAAGUAACUGUGUUUAUAGGAGACAUGACAGUCCAGCUUCUCCAGGACUGGGUUGUCAAGGUUAAUGGUGAAGUGGUGAACCUGCCGUUUCUCAGAGAACCUUACAUCUACGUAGAGCGGCAAACCAAUACUGUUCUGCUCAACACUAAUAUUGGCCUGAAGGUACUGUGGAGUGGCCGUUCUCACCUGGAAGUGAGUGUACCCGGCUCCUAUAAGACCCACACCUGUGGCCUAUGUGGAAACUUCAAUAACUACCACCAGGAUGACCUCCGAAUGCCCAGUGGACAGAUCAGCCUAUCAGAAGCCGCGUUUGGCAAUAGCUGGAGGGUUGCAAACGGUAGCCACUCCCUCUCCUCUUGCCGUCAUGGUGAGGAUGUGGACCCUUGUAAGGAUGCCGGCUACCAGGCCAGGAAGGGGGCCAAUGGCCGCUGUAAGGUUCUCAAGUCCACUGUCUUCAAGCCCUGCCACCGCGUGGUUCCUCCAGAACCUUGGUAUGGGGCGUGCGUGUAUGAUCUGUGCGCCUGCGGGGCAAACGCUGACGAGUGUCUUUGCGACACACUGGAGGCCUACGCUGGUCAGUGUAGAGAGGCCGGAGUCAAACUGCAAUGGAGGAGUCCGUCGCUGUGUGCGGUGGGAUGUCCGGUGGAGAGGGGCUUUGUGUUUGAUGAGUGCGGUCCUCCGUGUCCAGUAACCUGCUUUAAUGUGGAUGUACCACUCGGGGUGAUAGAGAGCCACUGUUUUAAGCCUUGUGUUCCCGGCUGCCAGUGUCCCGCUGGUCUGGUUUUACACAACAACUACUGCAUACCCGCAGAGAAAUGCCCCAAGAUCAUCCAUGGUAAUUCCUCUUAA
Messenger RNA from Lampris incognitus (smalleye Pacific opah), 6321 nucleotides. RefSeq names its product kielin cysteine rich BMP regulator (gene kcp). Bases 1 to 6321 code for a protein of 2106 amino acids. The transcript has 47 exons. Lineage: Eukaryota; Metazoa; Chordata; Actinopteri; Lampriformes; Lampridae. The record is from RefSeq and is a predicted model, not a curated record. Gene Ontology annotation, molecular function: protein binding.